This is a messenger RNA of Dreissena polymorpha, 411 nucleotides long. Its product is annotated as THAP domain-containing protein 1-like. Lineage: Eukaryota; Metazoa; Mollusca; Bivalvia; Myida; Dreissenidae. The transcript has a single exon. Bases 1 to 411 code for a protein of 136 amino acids. The record is from RefSeq and is a predicted model, not a curated record.
AUGGUGCAAUGUGCAGCGUUUGGCUGCAAUGCUCGGCCUGAAAAGCAAACAGAGAAGAAAGGAUUCUUCGGCUUCCCAAAGGACGAAAGUAUUAGGCGGAAAUGGAUUCUAGCCGUGAAUUCACGAAGGAUUAUUGACGGAAAGGUGGUUGACUUUACGCCAAGCAAAUAUGCAAAACUCUGCAUAAAACAUUUUGAGGAUAAGUGCUUUGUCCACCCCCCGAGUGUGAUGGCGAGUGCGGGCUUUGGGAUGAGACUGUCGCUGCAUCCUGAUGCAGUGCCAACUUUGUUCCCUGACACGGACAACUUCAAGGCAUUACAGCCGAAAGCCCUAAAGCCCGACGAGUUAGGAGCCCCAAACGGAAACGUGACACCUAUGGUGCUUUUGCCAAGAGAAAUCGCAAAACGGUAA